This is a messenger RNA of Mesorhabditis spiculigera, 306 nucleotides long. The record is from the annotation of a GenBank genome assembly. Lineage: Eukaryota; Metazoa; Nematoda; Chromadorea; Rhabditida; Rhabditidae.
AUGUGUCACCCCAUCCAAUAUGGAUGCCAUGUGACGAACAUUAGUGCACACGAAGCCUGCCCAUCGUUCCACCAAAUCCAGUGGAGACCGGCGGCCGAUAAUCGCUAUGAUGGUGUUCUUUGCGGCUAUCCGAUGGCCUUCUUCACGACAUCGCUCGCAUUUAAAUGGCCGUAUAAUGAAGUGGGGCUACCAGAAAAGAGUAUCUAUCCCUGGAAUUCACCCGACGACACUCGCCAUUGGCGCUGCAAGAUACCAAUGGAACGCUUUAAUGAGGGAUAUCACAUGUUUGAAGUCCGGCCGGAGACG